UGAUAUACAUUCUCUAAUCCUAAUUUCUGUAAAACAGAAAAAAUGAGUGGACAAGGAAUGAAUAUCUCUUCCACUGGUGCUGCGGCAUCAAUUUGGAGAACUUAUUUAGCAGUAAAGAGUCUCAUAGAUUGCAUCUGCAUCUGUGUAUCUGAUGUUAUGAAGAUGGCUUGAUGACCAUCACUAAACUGCUGUCAAGUGUGCUUUACAAGUGAUGGUAAAUAUUUUCCUCUGCAGAAAAUAUUUGGAGAGUUUAUCCUUAGUCUCAUGAAAUUUUUAGAAUUUACUUCUGCUAUAACAAUCAUCCAUGGAUAUCACACAUGAAUAAUGAUUAGGAGAAUUUGCAUACUGACUGCUUGUUCAAAUUAACGGAACUCAGUUUUCAUACAGUUCUACACUUGGUGGAGAGUAAAGACUCGCCCUCAAGUUAUUAUUUGUGACUAUACUGACGCCAUGUUUCUUUUCCAAGUGAUUUUUCUUAUAUUUAGUUUCCCCUGAUCCUCGUAUCACCGGAGUAAAGAGGGGAUUGCUAAGCGUCAGGCAAAGUGACUUUUUAUCAGCUGGGCUGAUGACCAUUGACCUGAAAGUAAAGCAAUGGUGUCAUGUAGAUGCGUAAUCAACUGUUUGGUGUUGGUCGUAAAAGGCAACCUUAAUUAGAAUGCAAGGAUCAGCUAACAAGAACAAAUAGCCAAGGAUGGUCGAGUUGCUGCUCUAAGGAUCUCGAUCCAGGAAUCCCAUUCUUGACAAUAUUUUUUUUAUUUUUAUUUGCUUAUGGAAAGAAAUGCAAACAACAAAUCUUAUCAAUUUAUAAAUCCUUAGCUUAAUAUUCUUACAUCAAAUAAAUACAUAAUUCUUAGAUUACAAUGUUGACCUCGUAUGAUUUAUUCCUCGCUGGGAUUCUCUUGUUGAUAACUGAGAUGAACGCUUGCUAGAGAGGGUGAUAGGUGGAAGACGGAAGGCAGCUAUAAAUCAUGGGUGGAAAGAUGUGUUUGCGUCCGCGUAAGAAUCCUACUACUUGCACUAUCACAAGGAUCGAAUGGGGAGAGCAAUUCUUGAUUACACACUGGUUCCUUUGGGACUUGUUACGAUGGUGGCAUACCACAUAUGGCUUCUGUAUCGAAUCAUGAAGCACCCCACCAAGACUGUCAUUGGCAUCAAUGCUAUCAAUCGCCGCUUCUGGGUUCGAGCCAUGAUGGAGGACGUGUCCAAGAAUGGAGUUCUCGCAGUGCAGACGCUGAGAAACAAUAUAAUGGCAUCCACCGUCUUGGCAUCAACAGCCAUCAUGCUCAGCUCCCUUAUUGCCGUUCUCAUGACAAGCGGCAGCGGGGACAAGUCAGCCAGGAAUUUUGUGUUUGGGGACAGGAGUGAGUUAGGGUUGUCUAUCAAGUUCUUCUCAAUACUGGUGUGCUUCCUGGUGGCAUUCUUGCUGAAUGUGCAGUCAAUCAGGUACUACAGCCAUGCAAGUAUCCUCAUCAACGUGCCCUUCAAGAAGAUGUGCCUUGAUCAUCGCCAUCAGCAUCUCAGCACCGAGUAUGUGGCUAGGUCCGUGAACAGGGGUAGCUAUUUCUGGUCAUUAGGCCAUGUGUGAGCAAAAAAAUCAAAAAAUUAAUUAAACCGAGAAAACUGAAAAAAAAAACCCGAAAAAACCGAACUGUGAAAAAAAACUAAAACUGAAUCGAACCGGUCAGUUUUUUUCAAAAUUUUAAUAGGUUUGAUCGGUUUUUUUCACGAUUCGGUUUUUUCGGUUAUUUUUUUACAGUGUUCUCGGUUUAAUCGGUUUUUCGGUUUUUUUCUCACCCUUAGUUAAUAUACGGUAAAAAAAGAUUUGGAUCGCUGUGCAAAGAGAGAUCGUAGUGGAUUUGGAUCGCCGUGUUCAUUGUAUCAAUCAAAAAACUGAGAGAUUGUCACUGUACGUGAUCAUAAAUUCAAGAAAGGUCUGAAAGAGAGGAGCACGCGUGUCACACGAGUGAAGUGGCGUGCGCGUACCGACUCCACUUUAUAUACAACCACACAUGUAGGCUGUGUUUGUUUGCCGGAAAGUGGUUUUCGAGAAACUACCUUCCAAACUUUCCUGUGUUUGUUUGCCAUUAGAAAAGUUGGUCAACGGAAAACAUUUUCCGAUUAACAGAAAACAUUUUUCUUUUAUUUUGGCUUGGUUUUCAGGAAAUUGUUUUCCUUUUAUUUUGGCGGAAAACACUUUCCAGAAGUUGUGAAAAAUUUAGAAAUGUCAUAUUAUUUGUUGAUU
This is a messenger RNA of Populus nigra (black poplar), 2242 nucleotides long. RefSeq lists its product as uncharacterized. The record is from RefSeq and is a predicted model, not a curated record. NCBI's taxonomy places the organism in Eukaryota, Viridiplantae, Streptophyta, Magnoliopsida, Malpighiales, Salicaceae. Bases 1034 to 1585 code for a protein of 183 amino acids. The transcript has 2 exons.